AAUUUUUUCUCAAAAAAUUCAACUAGCCCAGAUCAGAUUCAAUCGUCUCUGCCAUUGGCAAAAUGGUUUUUUCUUCACUAAUUCGCUGUGCCAUUGCCAAGAGGCUCCGCUCUACGAAGCCCCACUCCGUCUUACCAUCUUCUUCUUCUUCGCUUCCUACUGCUACAGCUAGAUGUUUUCACCACGUUGGUGGUGGUGGUGGUGCUGGUGCCGAUCCCAGCGGCGGCUAUCAUGAUAAUAGCAUGGCGAUUCCCAAGAGAGGAUAUCAUGUGAGCUCAGGUGGAUUCAUGCGUGGUGUUGUUUUUAGGGAGCCCAAUAAACCUCUCACCAUUGAAGAAUUUCAUAUACCUCGUCCUAAAGCGUCUGAGCUUCUAAUUAAAACCAAAGCUUGUGGAGUUUGCCAUUCUGAUCUCCAUGUUAUAAAAGGAGAACUUCCAUUUGCUAGUCCUUGUGCUCUUGGGCAUGAAAUAACUGGUGAAGUUGUUGAACAUGGGCCAUUGACAGAUAGAAAAACUAUCGAAAGAUUUCCAAUAGGAUCUCAUGUUAUUGGAGCUUUCAUCAUGCCUUGUGGUAACUGCCUGUACUGUUCUAAGGGCCAUGAUGAUUUAUGUGAGGAUUUCUUUGCAUUUAACCGGGCAAAGGGAACUCUUUAUGAUGGUGAAACUCGGCUAUUCCUCCGCAGCAGUGGAAACCCAGUCUUCAUGUACAGCAUGGGAGGCCUUGCUGAGUAUUGUGUAGUUCCAGCAAAUGCAUUGACUAUUUUACCAAACUCAUUGCCAUAUACAGAAUCUGCAAUUUUAGGAUGUGCAGUAUUUACUGCUUAUGGUGCCAUGGCACAUGCAGCAGAGGUGCAUCCUGGGGAUUCUGUUGCUGUUAUUGGAACUGGGGGUGUUGGCUCGAGUUGUUUGCAGAUAGCAAGGGCAUUUGGUGCUUCUGAUAUUAUUGCUGUGGAUAUUCAGGAUGAGAAACUACAGAAAGCUAAGAUUUUUGGUGCAACUCACAUUAUAAAUGCAAUAAAAGAAGAUCCUAUUGAAAGGAUUAGAGAAAUAACAGGGGGAAGAGGUGUUGACAUUGCUGUGGAAGCCUUGGGCAAACCACUGACAUUUUCACAGUGUACACAGAGUGUUAGAGAUGGAGGGAAAGCAGUGAUGAUUGGCCUUUCACAAGCUGGUGCUGUUGGGGAGAUAGAUAUAAAUCGUCUUGUUCGACGAAAGAUUCAAGUGAUUGGGUCUUAUGGAGGAAGGGCAAGGCAGGAUCUUCCCAAGUUGGUUAAACUUGCAGAAACAGGUAUUUUUAAUCUGAAGAAUGCUGUUUCAAGAAAAUACAAAUUUGAGGAGGCAGACAAAGCAUUCCAGGAUCUCAACCAGGGAAACAUUGUUAGUCGAGCUGUAGUUGAGAUAAUGUAGUUCUUCUUCCAAGCCAAAUUUCCCCCUUAUAAUAAAGAGGUAUCUAUUUGACUAGAAUUUUGGGCACCUUUAAGAACCUGGCGGUACUCUUGCUGUUGUGAUUUUUUUCUUUUUGCAGUGGCUAUGAUUCAGAUCAUCUUUUUGGUUAUCUUAUGCCAUUAUUCUGCAAGCUGUAUCCCAACUACAGCUCCUUUGCUGCCGGGCACUCGCGUACACAUUUUGCUCUAACCCUUUGAAGUAGGGUUUUGAUUGUCUUUGGCUAGAGAUGUAACGUUGUUUGUGCUGUACAAUUUACAUCUUCCUCUUAUUUCUCAUAAGCAUAUUGCAAUUGGAAGUUCAUUGUUCUAAGA
Messenger RNA from Jatropha curcas, 1756 nucleotides. Its product is annotated as GroES-like zinc-binding alcohol dehydrogenase family protein. Lineage: Eukaryota; Viridiplantae; Streptophyta; Magnoliopsida; Malpighiales; Euphorbiaceae. Gene Ontology annotation, molecular function: oxidoreductase activity. The record is from RefSeq and is a predicted model, not a curated record.